UUGGUUUCGACGACGUCGGUAUGAAAUGGCAGAAACUGCGUGUGUCACGGAAGCACAAAUAUUAGGUUACGAAGGAGCUACACAUGUAUUUUGCGGCGACCCCGGUCUGCUAGUGUGAGAGAAACGGGAGUGUAUCCGCAGGAGGAGAAAAAAGGGAUUAAAGUGCUGUUUUUUCUCCAGAAAAAAAAAUUCCCCAAACGUCCAGGUUGUGUUGUGUUGUCCGAGCAGCGAGCGGCGACUGCGGGGUCGACACUGCUGGAAUUAACCGGAGAGGGGUAUCGAAAGGAAAGCUCCACGUGGAUGCCCAGUCACAGUGUUUGUGUCAGGCUUCACCAUGAACCGGAACAAGCGGGAAAAAGAGUACUACAGUAUAGAUGUGGGCGAUUCGACUUUUAUGGUUUUAAAGCGCUACCAGAACCUUAGACCCAUCGGAUCCGGAGCACAGGGAAUCGUCUGUUCGGCGUAUGACCACAACUUGGAGAGGAACGUCGCCAUCAAGAAGCUGAGCCGGCCCUUUCAGAACCAAACUCACGCCAAACGGGCCUACAGGGAACUAGUGCUCAUGAAAUGUGUCAACCACAAGAACAUAAUCGGCCUAUUAAAUGUAUUCACGCCACAGAAGACACUGGAAGAGUUCCAAGACGUGUAUCUAGUGAUGGAGCUGAUGGACGCCAACCUCUGCCAGGUGAUUCAGAUGGAACUGGACCACGAGAGGCUGUCCUACCUGCUCUACCAGAUGCUGUGUGGAAUCAAACACCUGCAUGCUGCUGGCAUCAUACACAGGGAUUUGAAGCCCAGUAACAUCGUGGUGAAGUCUGACUGCACACUGAAGAUCCUGGACUUUGGUCUGGCCAGGACGGCCGCAACCGGCCUCCUCAUGACACCCUACGUGGUUACCCGCUAUUACCGCGCCCCCGAAGUCAUCCUGGGCAUGGGUUACCAGGCCAACGUUGAUGUCUGGUCUGUUGGCUGCAUCAUGGCUGAAAUGGUCCGGGGUAGUGUGUUGUUUCCAGGCACUGAUCAUAUCGACCAGUGGAAUAAGGUCAUCGAGCAGCUGGGGACACCGUCUCAGGAGUUCCUGAUGAAGCUCAACCAGUCAGUGAGGACCUACGUGGAAAACCGACCACGAUAUGCAGGCUACAGCUUCGAGAAGCUUUUCCCAGACGUUCUGUUUCCUGCCGACUCCGAACACAACAAACUGAAAGCGAGCCAAGCCAGGGACCUGCUAUCCAAGAUGCUGGUAAUAGAUGCGUCAAAACGGAUCUCAGUGGACGAGGCUCUCCAGCACCCUUAUAUCAACGUGUGGUACGACCCGACUGAAGUGGAGGCACCACCACCCGUGAUCACAGACAAGCAGCUGGAUGAAAGAGAGCACACAGUGGAGGAGUGGAAAGAGUUGAUAUACAAAGAAGUGUUGGACUGGGAGGAAAGGACAAAGAAUGGAGUCAUCAGGGGACAGCCAGCGUCCAUAGCACAGGUGCAACAGUGAGCAGUGACCCCCAGCAGCAUCUCCCCUCCACAUCCUCCUCCGCCUCAGCCAGCGACGUCUCCUCCAUGUCAACCGACCCCACCCUGACUGACACCGACAGCAGCCUGGAGACGGUCAGAACCGCUGCUGCCGCUACCGCCGCCGCCGCCGCUGCUGCUGCUACAGCAACCGGCCCCCUGGGCUGCUGCAGAUGACUAUCAUCUACACCUCCUCUUGAUCCUGGUCCUGGUCCUGGUCCUAGGCCAGGCCUCACCCCCUGGUCACAUCCAAGACCACAAGCCCAACACUGGCUCCUGGCCCCAUCCCCCUGCAUUAACCCCCUCCCACCUCCUGUCUGUGCUUGUCUUCAGUAGUGUAGCGUUUAGCCAGCUAGCUGUUAGAGAACUAUUUUGAUUUCUGAAAGGACAGAUUUCCUUUUUUUAUUACAGUUCUAGUCUUUUUUUUAAAUAAGGAUUUCUUUUUAUUUUGAGUCCUAGCUGUAAUUUAUUGUGGCAUUUCUUAAUUUUUCAGAAACCUAAGAUGAUGAUAAGAGAAUUUUUAUGAUUUCACUAUGUUCCGGUUUGUAUUAACCGACAGUGAGAAUUUAAAGAAAUAUCUGUAAAAUGUUUUAAUGUGAUCUAUUUUUCUGUUGAAAGUCAUUUGUUUCACUUGUAAGCUACUGCUUUUACAACUUGCCAUAUAAAUGUAGAUUGAGUUUGUACAGAUUUUAUGGUAGAUGUAGUUUUAUCUUCAAUACAAGUUUGCAGUGAGCCAUUGAAACAUAAUUUAAUUGACAAAUGUAUGGUCUUAGUACUCCCCUAUCUGUUUUUAUCUCAUCAUCAUAUGGAUAAUGUUUUAAAUGCAUACGACCUAUCCAUUUAUUUGAACUGAGAUCAUCUAGAUUUAUUUGUAAAAAAAAAAAAAAAAAGAUUUUUCUUUUUUUGAGUCACUACUACUUCCUGCAUUGUAAAAUUUCAGUUUAAUGAAAGCUUUAUAAUUUGCUCAUUCUUUACUUUCCUGUUCAGUCAUUGUGUGAUUUUUCAAAAUACUGCGAUUUUCACUCACCAAUGAUUCAAUUUACCUUCUACAUUUAAGCUACGGGAUUGAUAAUGGCAGAGUAAGGUCCCACAAGAUAACUUUGAGCGUUUUGAUGACUGUCUUCUGUAUUUUUAAGUGCUUUAAAGUACCUCUUCCUCUUGUCUGCAACAGGCUGUGUGACUUUAUGGAAACUGGAUUUGGGUGGAAUCGCUUUGGUAAAGCCAGAGAACGCUCGUUCUCUGCUGUGACAGUGAGGUAUUGUGAAAAGUUCAGGAUUUAGAAAUGUCUUUUUCUUUUUUUUGUUGUUGUUGUGUUUUGGGAGGUUUUUUUUGAGACGUAGAGCUGUGUGAGGUUGUAAAAUCGGUGACGGUGUAAGUAGAAUGUGCUCCAGUCAAGUAGGGAAUCGUGAUAUUGAGAACGCAUGUGAACGUGUUGAUAUUCGGUGUCUUUGAGGAGGGGUAGAGGUUCUGCAGCCGGAUGGAACAGUGUGAAAAGAUGUCUACUUCCUACUACCAGAUCCAGUUAUUAGUAAUGUAAUGUACUUUUUGUGAAUUUGGACAUUUGAAAGUGAUUUUUCUUAAAAGUUGGCCAAACACUUUGCAUACCACACUUGCCUGCGAUUGUGAAGAAAACUGAAAGAACCUAAAACUUGGCAUGUUAAACAGCAGCACAGAUGGGGGGAAAAAAAACAAAAAGAAAGAGAGUCAAAGAAAACAAAUUCUUACUGUAUGCAAUAAUAGUGCCCUCUUUGAGUGUUUUUGAUUUUGUUUUAAAAGGAAAAGUGCCUGUUGUUUGCCAUUCAUUCCUGAGUAGGUGGGAGGAAGUGUGUCCAUUAUAUGUAGGUUUCUAUGGCGUCUGGGUAACAACAGUAGUUUCCAUAUCAAACCGAUACUCUAUGAUGGGGUUGUAGUUCUCACAAAUGUAUUGUAUAUUUUUCUACUUGUUUUGAUUUUGACCCUUGAGGGGAGCCUGUAGUGUCUUGCAGGGUAUGAAAGGUGAUGAUGUAUACGCUGGGAUGCUUAAGCAUGUGUUUGAGUCAUUUCAGAAGAAGAGGCAGUUUUAUCAAGGUCUUUCAUCAAAGUAAAAAGAAGCGUUUCUUUGCAGUGACAGCAACCGAAAUAUAGGUUAAUAACAGUUUUUCGGCUUUUCUUUGAGUACUAAUUUAAUGUGAUUAUUGUAAGAGAGGAAUGAACCCUACAGUUCAACUACUGGAUCAAACUAACAAAUGAAAUCUGCUAAUGCAUUGUAGCCAGUAUUUUGUGGAUGGUUAUAGAGAAUAUUGUACUGUGGGAAAAGGCAGAUUGAUGCUUUAGUUAUGAACACAUUUCUAAGAGGCAAAGCCAAACAACCACAGUGUUCCUGGCUAAUUAAUGAUGAGCUGGUCCAGCAACAGUGGACGUAGCUAACAUUAUGUAACACUUAAAAAAAAUAACAACCAUAAGUUUUUCCAGUUUGAUGUAGACAUGCUGGCUUAUAUUUAUCUUGGCAAAAUGAUUGAGACAGUCUAAAUUCAUGAGUAGCAUGGUCUGGAAGAAUAAAUCACAGUAGUCAAUGCCAUUUAUAUUUUCUAUUCUAUUUUUCUGCUCUGCUAGACAUGUUUGCAUAACUAAACCUAUCUGUAAAAGCGGAGUCUGGAUGUAUUGUACUCAUCACGGAUCAUAAGCAAGUAUCGUGGAUGUUGACAGUAAAGGAAUAAACAUCACUGUGCUGGGAUUGUCUAAAUGUGUUAAUACAGCACUGUUUAGAACCUGGCUCAGUCUCUGAUGUGAAUGUUCUAGGAAGCUCAAAGCAAAGUUGCUUGGAAAGGUUGUCUUCAGACUGUAGCAUACGUUGUAGCUCUUUGCCUUGCUCUGAUUAGCCCACUGCCGAUACUAUGUCAAGAACUGCUUUACUCUUUAAAGAUCUGGAUUGGGUUGCACCAGCUAUUCGUAAAUCUUUUUUUCUAAGUUUGUGUGUAAAAUAACUAUAGGUUAGUUUCAAACUAGUGAAAUCGUUGCACCAUUAAAACUAAGAGAUGUUUAACCUGGCGCUGUCCAGUUACUACCGUAGCAAGAAAGUCAUUGUAACAUCACAAGUUGUGAAGAAACUUCAAGAACAUAUCAAACUUAACUACAUUUACAGCAGAAUUGUUAUUUAGUUUUAUUCACAUAUGCACAGAAAUAUGACUGUAGUAUCCAUAAAUGUCAUUUUGGUAUGAGGUAGGCUAAUGUUACUAGCAUAAAACUUUGUAAUUUUUAUUUUUGAAGAAUGUAAUUUAAGUUUACAUUAGUGUUAAACAGCAUUUUAUUAAAUGUCCUCUUUUGCUUUUCACUAUUAACUUUUAAUAUAUUGGCUAGCUCACGUUAAAUUUCUCACUUAGCAAGGCAGUAUAUAUAUCAGCCUUUGUUGGUUAGCAACAGAACAGUCAACAUUUGUUAUAUUAGCAAGCUAACAUUACCUUUGUCAGUUUGGUUUUGCAAAACAGUUAACCUGGCAGUUAGUGAGUGUAAAUAUUUGGUAACAACUACUCUACUACAACUAGUUUGUGUGGUGCAACCUUUUUUUAUUUUAAACUUGUUCUAAGUUAGAACUUACGAACAGCUGGUGCCCCCCGGCUGCUGCUGUCUUUUCAGCCACCAGAAUUUAAAAGAAAUGGUUUGGUAAUUGUUGAGCAUCAAGAGUGUGCUUGUAGGGUACAGUGGUAGCAAAUACAGAGCCAGCUCAGUGUAGUACAAAACAAAAUUUUAACCUACCAGUCAUGGUAGAUUCCAACGCGAAAAAAACGUAGAUUAUCUAGUAGUAAAUGUGCAUUUUGACAAAGGGUAAAAACUAAGAUUUAAGCAGUGCCACAUGUUUAAGAAGGCAGCAAUAACAGGGAGAAAAUCCGUGAUAUGUAUCCAUUUGUACUAUUAACCCAUUUAUCUUAUUAGCAAAAAAGAGAAAAAAAUCAAUCAGAAAAAACACUUUGUUGUUUAAAGUGCUCUUAAUUUUUUUAGCCUAACAAUCGGGGCUUUAAUUGGAGUAUUUUGUUGUGUUUUUUCUUCUUAGGUUGUUGUUGCUUUUUUCAUUAUUAUUUCUACAUCUCUCCAAACAAUGUCAUUCAAUGUCAUGUCAUGAUAUCAGUCGGCUUUGAUGAACUACCUCACGCUGAAUUUCUGCCAGUUCUUGCAUAUACUUGGUCGCCUGCAGAAUUAGCUAUCGAAGACGUGUGAAUAACAGAUUCCAUUAUUUAUUUAUUUGAAAGUGUACUAUUUGUCGGUUUCAACAGACUUCUAGUUUUGUACAUUAUGUAUACUUCACCUAGAAGUAAGAGAAUUGUUAUAUGUAUUUUUUUUUCUUUUGUUUUUGUUUUCUUUUUUGUUUUUAACUAAAUGUGCAAUACCUUCAGCAAACUGUGCUAGUAGUAUGUGAUGGGCCUAGCCUUUGUUAGCUGUCUCCUGAAGGUAAAGAAAAUGUUUGGUACUGUCAAUCCAUGUUUUCCUUUUUUAUGAAUAAGAUCAAUUUUUAUUUCUGUGACUUGUUUAUAGUCAUAAUGUUGCGUAAUCAGUCUUACCCACCAAACAAAUCUGUCAGCUGAGGUUUGAUGUAGAAGCAGGAGGUUCUUUCAGUCACCCAAGGCCGACAGAUUUAGCUUUUGGUUGUGGUAAGGACAAUAAUGUUAAUAAACACAAAAAAAAAGAUGAGUAAAUACCUACAAGAAAUCAUUAUAUGUAUGGUGCUGGUUUGUAAUGUUUGCUAGUGAAUCCAGCCAUGCAAGUAGUUUUAAGAAUUCCUGGAUCUGCGCGUCCCGAAAACCGCAACCAACGAAGAAGUGCACUACUAGAAUACAUGCACUGGGAUCUGAGGAUGCCACCUCUUAAAAAAUACAAAAACAAAAAAACAUGUACUGCAAAUAAAAGAAAUACACUUUGA
This is a messenger RNA of Scomber scombrus (Atlantic mackerel), 6397 nucleotides long. It is a transcript of the gene mapk8b, whose product is annotated as mitogen-activated protein kinase 8b. The record is from RefSeq and is a predicted model, not a curated record. The coding region runs from base 335 to 1489 and encodes 384 amino acids. Gene Ontology annotation, cellular component: nucleus; cytoplasm. Gene Ontology annotation, biological process: JNK cascade; protein phosphorylation. NCBI's taxonomy places the organism in Eukaryota, Metazoa, Chordata, Actinopteri, Scombriformes, Scombridae. Gene Ontology annotation, molecular function: JUN kinase activity; ATP binding. The transcript is spliced from 12 exons.